This is a messenger RNA of Oncorhynchus tshawytscha (Chinook salmon), 1168 nucleotides long. Its product is annotated as keratinocyte-associated protein 2. NCBI's taxonomy places the organism in Eukaryota, Metazoa, Chordata, Actinopteri, Salmoniformes, Salmonidae. The record is from RefSeq and is a predicted model, not a curated record. The transcript is spliced from 5 exons. Bases 143 to 553 code for a protein of 136 amino acids.
CGACUCCUACGUGUGCCACCUCUCAUCGGUUCCGGGUAGCAGAAACGGAGUUUGUUCCUGGAGCUGCCUGUUCUUUUGAAAGGAUAUCGAAAACACGUGAUCUUUUGUGUCGUCAACGUAAUUAUUGAUUAAAUAUCAAAACAUGGCGGUGAACACAGGCACAUCCCUGGUUCUGUCCAGUCUGUUCUCUGUGUUGGUGUUUGCUGGGAUGCAGAUGUUCAGCAGACAGCUGGGCUCUACAGAGUUGCUCACCAUCCUGGGAGGCUUCCUGGGCUCUGUCCUCUUCAUCUGCUCCCUCACAGCCUUCAAUAACCUGGAAAACCUCAUCUUCGGCAAGGGAUUCCAGGUCAAGAUCUUCCCAGAGAUCCUGGUGUGCCUGUGCCUCUCUCUGUUUGCCUCUGGGCUGGUGCACCGUGUGUGUGUCACCACAUGUCUGAUAUUCUCUCUGUUCGCCCUCUACUACAUCAACAAAGUGUCUGCUGCUCUGUACCAGGCAGCUGUUCCCACGGUAAUGCCAGCCAAGGCUGCCAGCAAGGGCAAGAAAAAGAACUAAGUCACUAAUUAGAUCAAGCUUUCAUACCGUCAUCCAAUCAGCAUCCACUACAACGGCUAACCAGGCAAGGGAGAAAUGGUGUAGGUUAGCCAAUGACAGUGUACCCCAGUUUCCUUUUUGUAGGUCGUGCCAACCAGCAUUCUUAGAUAUUUUCCUUGACAUCUUAACUCUAUGAUCACUGAUCUCCAAGGACUGGACACCUCUCAGCAGUAUAGAUAGCCUGAGACCUACCCAGCCCAUCCAUACACUGUUCUCAGCAGUAUAGAUAACCUGAGACCUACCCAGCCCAUCCAUACACUGUUCUCAGCAGUAUAGAUAACCUGAGACCUACCCAGCCCAUCCAUACACUGUUCUCAGCAGUAUAGAUAGCCUGAGACCUACCCAGCCCAUCCAUACACUGUUCUCAGCAGUCAUGAGGCCUGGGGUGGAGGAAAGGAAGCAGUUUGGGAUCUAGCCAGAAUCAUGUCUCUACAUUCCCUACAUCAUCCCCAUGUACUCAGCACUUGUUUCAAAAUGCUUGUCUACAGAUCCAUACUUUUGAUUGACAUCCAUUUUGUUUUGGUAUGAAAACUUUGUUGUGGUUAAUGAAUUUGUAAUUAAAACCCAUUGAAAAUA